AUGUGGUCCGACAUUGACUAUAUGAAAUCAUAUCGCGACUUCGAAGCUGAUCCUAUUCGUUUCAAUUAUACGCAGUGGGCGGAGUCUAUCAGCCGUCUUCAUGCCAGCGGGCGGCAUUAUGUCCCCAUAAUCGACUCAGCGAUUUACAUUCCCAACCCAGAGAACGAGACAGACGCGUACCCCGUAUUUGACCGUGGAAAUGCAGCGGGGGCCUUUAUCAUGAAUCCAGAUGGGAGUCCCUAUAUUGGUGAUGUAUGGCCCGGCUACACCGUUUUCCCCGACUGGUUGUCCGAGCACGCAGAGAAGUGGUGGACCCACGAAUUUGUGGAAUUCCACAAGCAAUGGGCCUUUGAUGGCGCGUGGGUUGAUAUGAGCGAAAUAUCCUCGUUCUGUGUUGGAAGCUGUGGGAGUGGAAACCUCCAUCUCAACCCCGUGCAUCCUCCAUUUGCAUUACCGGAAGCCGGGUCUGCGUCUAGCGCUAUCUCCUCUUCAAUGAGUACCUAUCCGGUCACAACCUCUAGCAUUUCCUCAGUUUACCGGACGACUCCCACCCCUGGCGUUCGUGACGUGAACUACCCACCAUAUGCGAUCAACAAUUUUAAAGGUCCCCUGGGUGUUGCUGCCAUUUCACCCAAUGCCACCCAUGCUGAUGGCACCCUGGACCGAUGGAUGCAGCUUAGCGCCUUCUUCCCGUUCUAUCGUAACCAUAAUAUUAUCGGCGCUAUCAACCAGGAGGCCUAUGUCUGGGCUUCUGUUAUUGACGCAAGCAAGGCCGCCAUGAACGUCCGCUACAGGUUUCUUCCUUACCUAUACAUCCUGUUCUAUCAUUCUCAUGUGCAUGGACACACAGUUAUGAGGGCUUUGGCCUGGGAAUUUCCUAAUGACCCGUCUCUGGCUAACGCUGAUCGUCAAUUUUUAUUGGGCCGUGCCAUCUUGGUAACCCCUGUUCUUGAACCAGGUUCUUCCACUGUCGAUGGUGUUUUCCCAGGCCUUGUUGAGGGUAAAGAACUAUGGUAUGACUGGUAUAACGGCACUGCUCUUGCUGUGCCCGAACGUGCAGACACCACCAUUAGCGCUCCACUCGGUCACAUCCCAGUUCAUGUGCGCGGGGCUUCCAUUCUUGCUCUCCAACAACCUGCCUUGACUACUAGAGAAGUCCGCGAAACCCCCUGGGAUAUACUUGUUGCCUUCGACAAGAACGGCCAGGCGAAAGCAGACCUAUACCUUGAUGAUGGAGUCAGUGUUGUGCCAAAUGCCACACUCACCAUGACAUUUGCAUCUACACAUAGAAAGCUAAGUGCCACCAUCACGCAAGGAGGUUGGAAGGAUCAGAAUGCCUUGAAAAGUAUCAGUCUCUGGGUGAAAAAGCAUGGGCGGGCACUGGUUGGAGCUUGGAAUGGUGAGCUGGCCCUUAAUGAACGCUACCAACUGCAAAGGGAGAGAGCCUGGUCAAGUCACUGUAAUAGCGAAUGUCAGAUGGAUAAUUCUGAUUGA
Messenger RNA from Aspergillus tanneri, 1494 nucleotides. RefSeq names its product glycoside hydrolase family 31 protein. Gene Ontology annotation, biological process: carbohydrate metabolic process. NCBI's taxonomy places the organism in Eukaryota, Fungi, Ascomycota, Eurotiomycetes, Eurotiales, Aspergillaceae. Bases 1 to 1494 code for a protein of 497 amino acids. The record is from RefSeq and is a predicted model, not a curated record. Gene Ontology annotation, molecular function: hydrolase activity, hydrolyzing O-glycosyl compounds. The transcript is spliced from 5 exons.